Molecule: messenger RNA, 523 nt
Organism: Nicotiana tabacum (common tobacco)
Lineage: Eukaryota; Viridiplantae; Streptophyta; Magnoliopsida; Solanales; Solanaceae
Source: RefSeq, a predicted model, not a curated record
GAAAGCUAUAUUUGAUACCAGCUGCAGUAGAGACUUGACCCUAAUAGAAUCUUGUAACGAGUUCAUGGUGCGAUAUAAACAACCCCGAAGUACAGGUAAUGGGGAGUCAAAGCCACCUUUGCCUAUGAUAUCUUCCGCAUGUCCAGGUUGGAUAUGCUACGCUGAGAAGACCCUUGGGUCUUACAUUCUUCCAUACAUUUCUUCAGUCAAGAGCCCCCAACAAACUAUCGGAGCAGUCGUUAAGAAUUAUUUAUGUCAAAAGCUAAGUGUAAGACCAGAGGAUAUAUAUCAUGUUACGGUAAUGCCAUGUUAUGACAAGAAGCUCGAGGCUGCUCGUGAGGACUUUGUGUUUCAAGUGGAUACAGAUAGUGAAAAAAUUACGGAGGUUGAUUCAGUUCUGACAACAGGAGAGGUUUUGGAUUUGAUACAGUUAAAAGCAGUUAAUUUUCAAUCCUUGGAAGAGUCACCCUUAGAUAAGUUGUUUGCCAAUAUCGAUGAGGAGGGCCAUCUUUAUGGGGUUCAC